Molecule: messenger RNA, 2112 nt
Organism: Cyphellophora attinorum
Lineage: Eukaryota; Fungi; Ascomycota; Eurotiomycetes; Chaetothyriales; Cyphellophoraceae
Exons: 2
Coding region: 1-2112 (703 amino acids)
Source: RefSeq, a predicted model, not a curated record
AUGGGUGCGCUUGACCGUCCAGACUUCGGCUUCCUACCUCCGGUGGGAGGUGAGGCCACACCCAUCAAGCAAGAGACAUUCUGGCGCAAGCCUUCGAAAUGGCAGAUCUGCAUGCCACGGUUACGAUUCAUCGCCAAAGUCGUCGGUUCGCUCAUACUCGUGGCUAUGGGCCUGCGAAUACUCAGUCAAGGUCCACCACAACCACGAGACAAUUCAGCCAUUCGACCAGCACAGCCGCCCGAUAACCCCGAGGACAACUUCAGAGAACCAACAGAAGCAGAAAUGAUUGAGCGGUCGAAACAGGAGGACUGGAUCUGGAAGAACUUUGAUCGCCACUUCGGUCUCACGCGAGGGCUUCGUCACCUUACCUGCAGUACAACAUCAGAUCCAAACUGCAAGGAUGACACUCCGCAACUCGUUCGAUACGACGGCUAUAAGCAUCUGCAAGAAAAUGUUACUGACAUUGUCUCGUGCGUCGGCCCUCGAGGCAUUCCGAUCAACGAGAGCAACGACGAUGCCAUCUGGGCUUAUGCUGGGGUAGCGCAAGGCGCUGUCGACCCCACGAUAGGAUCUUACAAAGCUGCUGGUCUGGAUGGUGACGUUUCAUUCGACAGAAUAGGUCGAUUUCAGGCAUACGGUCUGUCGCAAUUUGACGCCGCCGACCAUGAAGAGUUCAGAGACAACGCAGAUGUGGAAUGGGACAAGGUUGAAUGGGGCAACUUGCAGGAUGCGUGUGUGCGCGCCAACAAGAGACGUUUCAAGCCUAUGAAAGAGCGCAAGGACAGCUCAAUCCAGUACUCGAACAUUCGACAAACCACGCCAGAGAGCGAUGUGCAACAAGUCCCGGCCGACUUCAAGGACCCUGGCCUCGAGAACAAAGUCAAGCGAACAGCAAUCCUCAUUCGUAUCUGGACCGGAGCAAAGUGGACCGCCGAUGCUGUCAUGAACAUCCGAGCGAUGAUAGCCGAAGCCUCUCUGGCCAGUGGAGGCAAAUACCAGGUCUUCAUUCUUCUGCAUGUCAAAGAUGAGAAGGUGCCGCUGUUCGUCGGAGAAGACCAGCCUGAAGCCACCAUCAAGAAACACGUCCCUCCAGAAUUUCACUCGAUCACCGAAGUCUGGAACCACGCACAGAUAAGAUCGCUGUAUUCCAACAUCGCCGAGCACGCUUUUGUCGGUCGGUCUCCGUGGAUGAUUAUCCAGUGGUUCGCUCGCAACCAUCCCGAGUUCGACUUCUUCUACCAAUGGGAAUUCGACGUCCGAUACACGGGCCACUAUCUGGACUUCUUCGAAGGAGUCUCGAACUUCGGCAGACAGCAGCCUCGCAAGGGUAUCUGGGAGAGAUCUGGCCGCGUCUACAUUCCUUCUGUCCACGGAGACUACGACACGGACUUCCGAGUUUCCACCAAGCACGAAGACCCUCACCACGUUUGGGGACCGGUGCCAGUAGAGGGUGUCAGACCUCGAGGACCCAAGCCGCCUCACAAGGAGAUCGAGGACGAUUAUGACUGGGGUGUUGGUGAGGAUGCGGACUGGAUCGGUUUCCUUCCGAGCUUCAACGUCACAGGCACUGGAUGGUGGUUCCGCAACUAUCUCUGGGGGUAUGCUCAGGGCAAGUCCACACCACGCAGAGCGACUUUGAUUGCACAAGGCCGAGUCAGUCGAAGAGUACUGGAGAUCAUGAACUAUGAGAAUGCAGAAAACGGGCACCACAUUGAUGCGGAGAUGUUUCCGCAGACCAUGUGUCUGCAUCACGGCCUCAAAUCAACCACAUACCCGCAUCCAGUCUUCGCUGACCGCCACUGGCCUGCGGAUGCACUACAGUCAACAUUCAACGGAGGUCCAUUUGGUCAAGCAGGAGGCCACUGGAACAGCACGUUCAGCAAAUGGAACGAGUACGCAUGGACCAACAUGACGUGGUACUACAGCUCCGCCCAAGCGAUGCCUAUCUUCCAGCGAAUGCUAGGCAUAUCAGCACAAGAGACGGGUGGCUCCGAAUGGGAAGACAUGUACGGGAGAACAAUUGUUCGACCGAUGCUGUUACAUCCAGUGAAAGGAGCGAAAGCCUGGCAAUGGUUCGAAAAGGGCUGGCACCAGACGAAAGAUGGAAAAUGA